AUGAUAGAUAGUGUUUGUUUAUUCAAGUUUAUAUUAAAUAAUAAACCUCUAAGAAUAGUAAUAUUCCAACAUGUAACUAGUAUACAUCAACAACUAGGUAUAAAGAUUGUUAAAUCAAAUGAUUUAGAAUCAUUGUAUGAUUAUAUCAAAUUUAAUCAAACCGAUCUUUUCAUCAAACACUUUGAUCGUUUAUAUCAAUUGAUUCUUUUGGUUGAUAAUCAAUCAAAAAGAUAUAAAAGAAACAAGAGUCUUGACCUUUCUUUUUUAAAUAAUAAUUAUAUUGAAAGAUUAUAUUGGCUAUUUGAUAUCAUAUUUGAAAAGAAUAAUCAUGUUGCAAUGAAAUAUUUAAUUGAUCGACUUGCGAUAGCAAAACAACACUUUCAAUCAUAUAAACCAUACUUUGCAAUCAGUCACUACCAAAUCACAACCGAGAUGUUCAAUGUAUUGAGAGAUGCGAACUUUUCAACAACCGUACCAUUCCUUCAACAUGAAAUGAUCAAUGUAUUGGUUAGACUUGGUGAUUAUGAUCAAUUGGAAUCAUAUCUAUCUAAAUUGGAUAAUCCAACUCUAUCAUCUUCGUCAUCAUCGUCAUCGUCAUCACGUCAUCCAUUUAAAAAGUCAUUUUCAUAUUUACUUGCCAACAAUAUUAACAACAACAACAACAAUAACAACAACAACGACAACAAGGACUAUAUUCUUAGGAUAAUAGAUAUAUUUAAAAGAUAUUCAAUCAAUGUUAUUGAAGAUGUAUUAAUUGGAGCAUUGGAGAGUAAUCAUUUGGGAAUGAUAAAGUGGGUAAUCGAAAAUGUACCUGAAAAGAAACUAAUUGUAUAUUGUCAAGAUCAUGUUAUAUUCGGUGUAUUAGAGACACAUUGUAAAAAGGAGGUGUUGGAGAUGUUACCAAUACAACUGAUUCCUCCCUAUGCUUGCUUUGAUUGGCGUAUGGGCAGAGAGGCAGUUAAACAAGGAAAUUUUGAUUUCCUAGAGUAUUUUAUUUCACCUCAUCAUGACAAUAGUCAUGAGUUUGAACUGUUGAUAGAUACUCUUGCAUAUGGUAGAUUGGAUUGCUUUGAAUUGAUUCUAUCAAAAUAUCAGCAGAAAAAUAUACAGAUGGACCAGACGAUCAUCGACAAGAUUCAUCCAACCCUUUUUUCAAUAGAGUUUGUCUCAAGACUAAUUGGCUUGGGUUUCAAUGUACACCUUUUCAAUGGUACACUACAGGCAGCCAUACAAUCCAAUCAACUAGAUACCUUGAUCGAAUUGGGUCCACCACAACUACGGUCUGAAAACUUUACCAAACUACUCGGUUGCGCAAUAGAAUGUAAUAGUCUAUCAUCAAUCGACGUCCUACUACACCAUCCACGAUUCCAAGGGUUUCUUCUUCCACAUCCAACCAUCAACAUUAAUUGUAUAACACCACAAACUAUACCAACCAUUGAAUAUUUAUUCUCAAAGUCAACAACAAUACCCAUCAUUACACUCGAUUGGGAUUUCUCCUCCUCUUCUCCCAUCGAUUAUGUGUCAGUUUCAAAGGUGAUUCGGUUGGUUUAUAGACCCAACAUUAUUGGUCACUGUCAAUUAAUUGGUAUCUUUUUAUUUGCAAAUGAUACAAAAUGGUUGUUUGAACAAUAUAUCAUCAAAAAGGAUCCUGGUUCGGUAUCGGCACUGUUUUACAGCGAUCGGGGUGGUAUAUUGACCCAUCUAUUCGACAUUGCAUGCCACAAUGAACACUAUCAAGCUUUGGAUUUUCUUUUUGACCGUUGUUCACCAGGACAAACCGUCACUCAUUUAUUGUUGACUAGUUUGGUACGUAUACCAAAUGACCAACAGUUUGAACGAUUUUGGACAAAGAUAGUAUCCAUCACAGACCAGAGAAUUGUUACUUCCAUUGUUAGUAUUAUUUUUAAUAUUAUCUUGUGUCCAAGAGAUCCUCUUCAAACAAAAAGAUUAAAGUUUAUUGUUGAUAUGUAUGGUACUUUAUAUAGUCGUCAUAAUAAUAAUAAUAAGGUGCCACCAAUAGGGUUUCCUUCAAUGGUAGUCCUUGAUCACAAUCCUUAUGCUAACUAUCCAACUCUAAUGGAGGUGUUUUGUUAUCAAAAAGUACCUUGGAUUAUUAAUUAUUCGGUUAAAGAUGAAUUGAAAAUCUUUCAAAAGGCAAUCAGUGUUGGUUAUAUCCUUCCUAUUCCAAAGUUUUUAGAUAAUGAUAAUAAUAAUAAUAAUAAUAAUCAACUAGACCAAAAAUCUAAAUAUAGUGUUUGUUUAUUCAAGUUUAUAUUAAAUAAUAAACAUCUAAGAAUAGUAAUAUUCCAACAUGUAACUAGUAUACAUCAACAACUAGGUAUAAAGAUUGUUAAAUCAAAUGAUUUAGAAUCAUUGUAUGAUUAUAUCAAAUAUGGUCAAACUGAUCUUUUCAUCAAACACUUUGAUCAUCUACAUCAAUUGAUUCUAUUAGUUGAUAAACAAUCAAAAGAAUAUAAAAGGAUAAACAAGAGUCUUGACCUUUCUUUUUUAAAGAAUAAUUAUAUUGAAAGAUUAUAUUGGCUAUUUGAUAUUAUAUUUGAAAAGAAUAAUCAUGUUGCAAUGAAACAUUUAAUUGAUAGACUUGCUUUGACAAAACAUCACUUUCGAUCAUAUAAUCCAUACUUUACACCAAUCAGUCACUAUCAAAUCACACCAGAAAUGCUAAAUGUAUUGAGAGAUGCAAACUUUUCAACAACUGUACCAUUCCUUCAACAUGAAAUGAUCAAUGUAUUGGUUAGACUUGGUGAUUGUGAUCAAUUGGAAUCAUAUCUAUCUAAAUUGGAUAAUCCAACUCUAUCAUCUUCAUCGUCAUCACAUCAUCCUUUGAAAAGUUCAUUUUCAUAUUUACUUGCCAACAACAAGGAAAACAACAACAGUGAAAUGAUCAAUAUUCUUAAGAUGAUAGAUAUAUUUAAAAGAUAUUCAGUAGAUGUUAUUGGAGAUGUAUUAAUUGGAGCAUUGGAGAGUAAUCAUUUGGGAAUGAUAAAGUGGGUAAUCGAAAAUGUACCUGAAAAGAAACUAAUUGUAUAUUGUCAAGAUCAUGCUGUAUUUGGUGUAUUAGAGGCACAUUGUAAAAAAGAGGUGUUGGAGAUGUUACCAAUACAACUGAUUCCUUCCUUUGCUAUAUGUGGCUCAAAUGCUAUUAGACGAGGAAAUUUGGAUUUCCUAGAGUAUAUUUUAAUAUUAAAGACGUCAACACCACCACAUCUUCAAAAUGCUUAUGUGAAAAGAAUGUUGACCCAAAGUAUUGAAUAUGGUAGAAUGGAUUGCUUUGAAUUGAUUCUAUCAAAAUAUCAAGCGGAUCAAUUACAACCAAACCAUACCACAAUCACCAAGAUCCAUCCAAGCUGUUUUUCAAUAGGUUUGGUCGUAAGACUAAUUGGUUUGGGUUUCGGUGUACACCUUUUGGAUGGUAUAAUAGAGACUGCUAUACACGCCAAUCAACUAGAUAUAUUGGAUGAAUGCAAUUCCAUCGACAUUUUAAAGCAUCCACGACUCCAAGAGUUUCGUCUUCCACACCCAACCAUAAACAUUAAUUGUAUAACACCACAAACUAUACCAACCAUUGAAUAUUUAUUCUCAAAGUCAACAACAACACCCAUUCAAUUCAGUUGGGAUUGCACCUCUACUUCUUUUGGCAUCAUCGAUUUCGUGUCAGUUUCAAAGAUGAUUCGGUUGGUUUAUAGACCCGAUAUUAUUGGUCAUUGUCAGUUAAUUGGUAUCUUUUUAUUGGCAAAUGAUAUAGAAUGGUUGUUUGACCAAAAGAUCAUUACAAAAGAUGAUCCUGGUUCAAUAUCGGAUCUAUUUAAGACCAACACGACUGUAUUAAAAUCUAUCAUCGAUAUUGCCUGUAGGAAUGGACGCUACCAAGCUUUGGAUUUUAUUUUUGACCAUUGUCUACCCACCCAAAUCAACGGUCGAAGGCCAUUAGCUAGUUUGGUACGUAUACCAGAUGACCAACAGUUUGAACGAUUUUGGAAAAAGAUAGUCAUAACAGAGUCGAGAGUUGCCGUCGCCAUUGUUCUUACCAUCAUUGAUAUUAUAUUGUGUCCAAGAUAUUUUGGCAACAACCCAAAAAGAGCAAAGAUUAUGCUUGAUAUUUAUGGUACUUUAUAUAGUAGUAGUCAGAAUAAGAUUAAUCAUUUGGUGCCUCCAAUAGGGUCUCCUUCAAUCAAUGAUAUGCAUCAGAACUAUCUCUUUGCUCAUUAUCCAACUCUAUUAGAAGUGUUUUGUUAUCAAAAUGUACCUUGGAUUAUUAAUUAUUCAAUUGCAGAUGAAUUGAAAAUCUUUCAAAAGGCAAUCAGUUUUGGUUAUAUCCUUCCUAUUCCAAAGUUUUUAGAUAAUGAUAAUAAUAAUAAUAAUAAUAAUAAUAAUCAAAUAGACCAAAAAUCUAAAUGUAUUUUAAUAGCAAUAAUAUUCCAACAUGUAACUAGUAUACAUCAACAACUAGGUAUAAAGACUGUUAAAUCAAUAGAUUUAGAACCAUUGUAUGAUUAUAUCAAAUUUAAUCAAACCGAUCUUUUCAUCAAACACUUUGAUCGUUUAUAUCAAUUGAUUCUAUUAGUUGAUAAACAAUCAAAAGAAUAUAAAAAGGUAAACAAGAAUAAUCUUGACCUUUCUUUUUUAAAGAAUAAUUAUAUUGAAAGAUUGUAUUAUCUAUUUCAUAUCAUAUUUGAAAAGAAUAAUCAUGUUGCAAUGAAAUAUUUAAUUGAUAGACUUGCUUUGACAAAACAUCACUUUCGAUCGUUUAAACCAUACUUUACAACCAGUCGUCAUUUUAAAGCCGACCACUAUCAAUUCACAACCGAGAUGUUCAAUGUAUUGAGAGAUGCAAACUUUUCAACAACUGUACCAUUCCUUCAACAUGAAAUGAUCAAUGUAUUGGUUAGACUUGGUGAUUAUGAUCAAUUGGAAUCAUAUCUAUCUAAAUUGGAUAAUCCAACUCUAUCAUCUUCGUUAUCAUCGUCAUCGUCAUCACGUCAUCCAUUUAAAAAAUCAUUUUCUUAUUUACUUGCCAACAACAACAAUAAUAAUAAUAAUAAUAACAAGGACAAAGAAAUGAUCAAUAUUCUUAGGAUGAUAGAUAUAUUUAAAAGAUAUUCAAUCAAUGUUAUUGGAGAUGUAUUAAUUGGAGCAUUGAAGAGUAAUCAUUUGGGAAUGAUAAAGUGGGUAAUCGAAAAUGUACCUGAAAAGAAACUAAUUGCCUAUUGUCAAGAUCUUGUUAUAUUCGGUGUAUUAGAGAUACAUGGUAAAAAGGAGGCGUUGGAGAUGUUACCAAUACCACCGAAUCCAUCAGACUGCUCAUAUGCUAUUAUGCACGGGAAUUUUGAUUUCCUAGAUGUAUCAUCCAUCGACGUUCUACUACACCAUCCACGAUUCCAAUGGUCUCUUCUUCCGGAUUCCACCACCACCACCAUUGACAUUGGUUAUAUCACACCAAAAACCAUCCAAACAAUCGAAUAUUUACUUGACAAGUCAACAACAACAACAACAACAAUACCCAUCAUUAAAUUCAAAUGGGAUUUCACCUCCUCUUCUCCCAUCAAUUAUGAGUUGGUUUCAAAGGUGAUUCGGUUGGUUUAUAGACCCGACAUUAUUGAUCAUUGUCAGUUAAUUGGAAUCUUUUUAUUGGCAAAUGAUAUAGAAUGGUUGUUUGCCCAAAAGAUCAUUACAAAAGAUGAUCCUGGUUCAAUAUCGGAUCUAUUUGGUGAUGGGAGUGGUAUAUUGACAAAUAUAAUCGAUAUUGCCUGUCGGAAUGGAUACUAUCAAGCUUUGGAUUUUAUUUUUGACCAUUGUCCACCCACCCAAAUCAACAAUCAAAUGGUAUUGAUGAGUUUGGUACGUAUACCAGAUGACCAACAAUUUGAAAGAUUUUGGAAAAAGAUAGUCAUAACAGAGACAAAAGUUGUGUCUUUUAUUUCUCAAAAUAUUAUUAUUAAUAAUAUUUUGAAGAGAGACGAUAUUUUCAAUUUAAAACCAAAAAGAGCAAAGUUUAUAGUCAUCGACAUUUAUGGUACUUUAUAUCGUAGUCGUCUUAGAAUUAAUAAUAAUAAUAAUAAUAUAAUGAUAGUGAACCCAAUACAAUGCCCUUUGGUCACAGAUUCAGUUCAGAACUAUCCUUUUAUACUCUACCCAACUCUAAUGGAGGUGUUUUGUUAUCAAAAUGUACCUUGGAUCAUCAAUUAUUCAAUUCAAGAUGAAUUGAAACUCUUUCAAAAGGCAAUCAGUGUUGGUUAUAUCCUUCCUAUCCCAAAGUUUUUAGAUAAUAUUAAUAUUAAUAAUAAUGAUAAUAAUAAUCAACUAGACCAAAAAUCUAAAUAUAAUUUAAUAAAGUUUAUAUUAAAUAAUAAACCUCUAAGAAUAGUAAUAUUCCAACAUGUAACUAGUAUACAUCAACAACUAGGUAUAAAGACUGUUAAAUUAACAGAUAUAACAACAUUGUAUGAUUAUAUCAAGUAUGGUCAAACCGAUCUUUUCAUCAAACACUUUGAUCAUUUACAUCAAUUGAUUCUAUUGGUUGAUAAACAAUCAAAAAGAUAUAAAAUGGUUAUAAAUAAUAAUUAUAUUGAAAGAUUAUAUUGGGUAUUUCAUAUGAUAUUUCUAAAGAAUAAUCAUGUUGCAAUGAAACAUUUAAUUGAUAGACUAGUUAUAACAAAGCUAGACUUUCUAUCAUACAAAUCACAUUUUAUGACCUAUUGUUAUCAAUUCACAACAGAAAUGUUCUACGUAUUACGCGAUGCAAACUUUUCAACAACUGUGCCAUUCCUUCAACAUGAAAUGAUCAAUGUAUUGGUUAGACUUGGUGAUUGUGAUCAAUUGGAAUCAUAUCUAUCUAAAUUGGAUGAUGCAACCCAUUCACCACCCUCUCCUCAUCCAUUUAAAAGUUCAUUUUCAUAUUUACUCAACAGCACCAACAAAACAACAAUGUACACUAUAGACAAUAUAAUAUAUAAAUUUAAAAGAUAUGCAAUCAAUGUUAUUGGAGAUGUAUUAAUUGGAGCAUUGGAGAAUAAUCAUUUGGAGAUGAUAAAGUGGAUUGUUGAAAAUGUACCUGAAAAGAAACUAAUUGCAUAUUGUCAAGAUCAAGUUAUAUUCAAUGUAUUCGAGACACAUUGUAAAAAAGAUGUGUUGGAGAUGUUACCAAUACCACUUAAUCCUCCCUAUGCUCAGGGAGGUAAUGAAGCCAUUAGAAUUGGGAAUUUGGAUUUCCUAGAGUAUUUUUUAAAGACACCUCGUGAAAAUGGUCGUGUCAUUAGAAUGUUGAAUGAAUGUCUUGCAUUUGGUAGAUUGGAUUGCUUUGAAUUGAUUCUAUCAAAAAAUCCAGACCUACAAAUACAAAAGACUGUGACCAACAAGAUUCAUCCAAACUGUUUUUCAACAAGUUUUGUAUCAAGGUUGAUUGGGAUGGGGUUCUACGUACACCUUAUGGAUGGUAUUAUAGAGACUGCUAUCCGAUCCAAUCAACUAGAUACAUUGGUUCAAUUGGAAUCUCCACAACUACCACUACGAGUUGAAAAGUUUACCAAACUACUCGGCUAUGCAAUAGAAUGUAACAGUCUGUCAUCCAUCGACGUCCUACUCCACCAUCCACGAUUCCAAGGGUUUCUAUCUCCAACCAUCAACCUUCAUUGUAUUACACUACAAAGUCACAUACCAACCAUUGAAUAUGUACUCUCAAAGUCUCCAUUGCCAUUCAAUUUCAAAUGGGAUUUUGCAUCUCCCAUCGACUACGUAUUAGCUUCAAAGGUGAUUCGGUUGGUUUAUAAACCCCAUAUACUUGGUCAUUGUCAAUUAAUUGGUAUAUUUUUAUUUGCAAAUGAUACGGAAUGGUUGUAUGAACAAAAGAUCAUUACCAAAAGUCCAGACUCUGUCUCUGCAUUAUUUGACGACGAUAGGAGUGGUGCUUUGGCAAGUCUAUUUGACAUUGCAUGCCAAAAAGGAUAUUACAAAGCUUUGGAUUUUCUUUUUGAUAAUUGUCUACCUCACCAAAUCAACAAUCAUCUAUUGUUGACUAGUUUGGUACGUCUACCAGAUGACCAACAGUUUGAACGAUUUUGGACAAAGAGAUUCGUAACAGAGUCGGCUGUUGUAUCUUCCAUUGUUCAUACUAUUAUUCUACGUCCAAAAGACCAUAAUUCAAAAAGAGCAAAGUCAAUCGUUGACAUUUAUGGUACUUUUUACAAGAUUAAUAGUAUCAUGACACCAAUAGAAUAUCCCUCAAUGGAAACCCUUGGCAGUCAUCCCUUUGCGCAUUAUUCAACUUUAAUGGAGGUGUUUUGUUGUCAAAAUGUACCUUGGAUUAUUAAUUAUUCGGUUCAAGAUGAAUUGAAAAUCUUUCAAAAGGCGAUCACCCUCGGUUAUAUCCCUCCUACUUCAUCAUCAUCAGAGUUGGUCAAUGAAAUCAACAAAAAAUCUAAAUGUAAUUUAAUUAAGUUUGGCUAUCACGUGAUCAGUAGACAUGGCUUGGGUGAUUCUCUCUAG
Molecule: messenger RNA, 8502 nt
Organism: Cavenderia fasciculata
Lineage: Eukaryota; Evosea; Eumycetozoa; Acytosteliales; Cavenderiaceae
Exons: 10
Coding region: 1-8502 (2833 amino acids)
Source: RefSeq, a predicted model, not a curated record